Messenger RNA from Lottia gigantea (owl limpet), 2058 nucleotides. RefSeq lists its product as hypothetical. The coding region runs from base 1 to 2058 and encodes 685 amino acids. The record is from RefSeq and is a predicted model, not a curated record. The transcript has 14 exons. Gene Ontology annotation, molecular function: glutamate-gated receptor activity; transmitter-gated monoatomic ion channel activity involved in regulation of postsynaptic membrane potential. NCBI's taxonomy places the organism in Eukaryota, Metazoa, Mollusca, Gastropoda, Lottiidae. Gene Ontology annotation, biological process: modulation of chemical synaptic transmission; synaptic transmission, glutamatergic. Gene Ontology annotation, cellular component: plasma membrane; postsynaptic membrane.
AUGUUACCUGUAUAUUUACUAGUGUGUUUUCUUUCAUCUUGCCGCACAGCACAAAUAGUAUUAUUAACAGAUAAAAGCGAUGAAGUUACACAACUCGAAUCCAAAUGGAAAAACCUGCCAGUUAUUACCAGCUACGAAGCAGGAAUUACAAUUAAAGUCCUGGAUGUUCAAGAAACAGAUAAUUUUGCAUACAUCAUCCAGUACUUAUGUGGUAACUUUCGAGUAGGGGAAACAAUCAUAGUAGAUAUUUCUUCCAGUUGUUUAGCAGCCGAUAUUCUAGCCAUUAUAUUUCAACCGUACAUUAGACCAACUUAUACCGGAUGUUACUGUGCGCAUGCGUCAAAUCUACUUCCGGAAAAUGAUCCAAUCAUUAUUACAGCAAUUGAGUUCAUCAAGCUCCAGAGAACAACUUUAGCUAAAAUUAUUAUUUUUGCCGAUACUUGCCACUAUUCACCGUCAGUUCUAGAUGUAGUUCAAUCAGCUAUACCAUUAUUCACCGCUGAUCUGAAAACUGCCAAUAUUUCACAAUGGCUGAGCAAAUUUACACGGGAGACAAUACGCCACUACGUUAUACUAGUAGGAACAACCUAUCAAAUUAACGAAGUUUUAUGUGCGGCAAAGCGGAUGGGUUUACCAACAACGUUUACAUGGAUCGUACACGUGCUUGAUGAUCACGAUUACAGCUCAGUGUCCUGCUUACCCAGUCAACUGUUUACAAUAACAACAACACGAGAUGGACCUCAUUAUGAAAACAGUCAAUACACAGAAGCUUUCAAUAAUAUACUGCCUUCAUUUUGGCCUUGGUUGGAAAACUUCUUAAACACUGAAACAAACACCUCACAGAUGGUGGGGAAUAUUUGUCAAGAAGAUUACUCAAGACAGACGUUUGAUUUCCCUGUUUUCCAACCCGAGAUACAAGAGUUUGGCCUAAAACAAAACUUUCCAUUAAAUGGUACGAGUUUCAAGGUUGGAAAAUGGACUGCCACUGAUGGGUUUGCCAUGUAUUUAAAGGAGACAGAAAUUAAAGAUUUACUAGUUGUAACACUACAUGAGCCACCAUUUGUGUAUAUAGAAGAGACUGAUAACGAUACAGUUUAUAGUGGUUACGCUAUAGAUGUAUUGGAUAAAAUAGCUAAACGACUUGGACUCACAUAUAGGAUCUACACAGUAUCAGAUGGCAGGUACGGUCGACAGAAAGCCAACGGUGAUUGGGACGGACUGGUCGGAGAAAUAGUCAAAGGGUGCUCAAUACAUCAAUUAAUAGAAAUACUAAAACAGAACCCAAAAAACAGGCUAUGCGUUGAUAGAGACACUCCGGUAGUAAUUAUGCGAACUGAAAGGGAAUAUGAAGUGGAGGGAACCACAAUCCAAGACUAUUUUGAAAGAAUGGCAGCAUUGGAGAUGAAUUUCUACGAGAUGUGGAGAAACAUGAGUUACAAAACAAACAGUGGGUCCAAUCAACAGAGUUUGGCUGUGUUCGAUUACCCGCUCGGAGACCCGUUCCAGACUAUAAACACGAACAUCAAGAAGACUGGUGUAUUGAAAAACUCACAAGAAGGGUUGAAGAAGGUCCUGGCAGAAAACUUCGCUAUGAUUCACGAAUCACCGAUGUUACAGUAUGAGAUGAACCAAGAUUGUCGCCUCAUGGCAGUAGGAAAACAGUUCAGUACCAAAUACUACGCUUUUGCUCUACCACAGCGGUCCUUUCUUACUAAACUUAUAUCAAAAACAAUUCUAGAUAUGCAAUCAGGGGUUAUUUUUGACUCCUUAAAAGAAAAGUGGUGGAAGGGGAGUAACUCCAGCCAGGAAUGUACAGACGUUGAUGAGAGUGAUGGAUUGACGUUUUCUACAAUGGGUGGAAUAUUCCUGGUCAUGGUUUUUGGUAUUGGAUUGGGAUUGUUGGUUUUACUCAUCGAAACAAUCUACCACUACUGUUUUAUAUUGAAAAGAACCAGGCAAAAGGCAGUAACAGUACAAAACAGUAGAACCAAUCUUGCCGAGGAUUUUUAUUCUCUUUCUUCAAAUAAUGCUCAACAUAUUGAAACUUGUGAUCUGUAA